Messenger RNA from Debaryomyces fabryi, 2166 nucleotides. RefSeq names its product bifunctional glycerol-3-phosphate/glycerone-phosphate O-acyltransferase (gene SCT2). The record is from RefSeq and is a predicted model, not a curated record. The coding region runs from base 1 to 2166 and encodes 721 amino acids. Gene Ontology annotation, cellular component: endoplasmic reticulum membrane. Gene Ontology annotation, molecular function: glycerol-3-phosphate O-acyltransferase activity; glycerone-phosphate O-acyltransferase activity. The transcript has a single exon. Gene Ontology annotation, biological process: phospholipid biosynthetic process. Lineage: Eukaryota; Fungi; Ascomycota; Pichiomycetes; Serinales; Debaryomycetaceae.
AUGGUUACUACUGAUAAAGAUUCAGAGAAGAAGAAGGAUGACAAUAGUAAAAGAAGCACGAUUGAAGUAGAAAAUGGCUUACUUACAAGGAUUUUGACCAUCAUUAGUUAUGAUUUAGUGCUUUGGUUCUUCUCAGCGGUAAUUCAUACAUUUUUUAGAGAAGUGAAGUCCAGAGGGACAUUUAAUAUCCCUAAGAAGGGAGCAAUAGUUUUUGUUAUUGCACCUCAUGCUAAUCAAUUCAUUGACCCUAUAGUGGUGAUGUCCUCUGUGAAAGAAUACUCAAGAAGACGGAUUGCAUUUUUGGUGGCAGCGAAAUCAUAUAGAAGAAAGUUCAUUGGAACAGGGGCAAAAUUCACUGGGGCAAUUCCAGUAGAAAGAGCACAAGAUCUCCUUAAACCAGGAACGGGAACAAUUAAACUUCAAGACAUAGAAGAUGGCACCAUAGUUGUAGGUGAAGGUACUUCAUUCACGAAGGAAUGUAUGAAAAAGGGGUUGAUAGGAUUGCCAGAAUCGUUAGGAAACGCUGUAAUUGAAUCUAUUGAAUCAGAUACUAAGUUGACUUUGCGUAAAACUUUCCAGAUAAACGUAUCUGAACCCAACGAAGCAGACAAAAAACGUAUACAGCGCUUGACAGAAGGUACAUCUUACAAAGUAGCGCCCCAUGUUGAUAACAAUAGCGUUUUCCAACAUGUUUUCGAUCAUUUGAAUAGAGGAAAUGUAUUAGGUAUGUUUCCUGAAGGAGGUUCACAUGAUAGACCUGAUCUAUUACCGUUGAAGCCAGGAGUGGCGAUCAUGGCAUUAGGUGCGGCAGCCAAGUCGGAAGAUCCUGAUGCCAUUAUAAACAUAAUACCUGUUGGAAUGAAUUAUUUUCAUCCUCAUAAAUUCAGAUCUAGGGCGGUCAUUGAAUUCGGUAAACCAAUAAAGGUGGAUAAAAAGUUGGGAGAGAAAUAUGAGGAAAACCCUAAAGAUUCAGUUGCAAAAUUAAUUGAUGUCAUUACCCUAGGCUUGAAGGAAGUUACAGUGACAUGUGGGGAUUAUGAUACCUUGAUGGCAUUACAAGCGGCUAGAAGAUUAUAUACAUCUUCAAACAGGGAGUCAAUACCCUUGCCUCUAGUUGUGGAAAUGAAUAGAAGAUUAGUCAAGGGAUAUCAAAAGUAUUCUAAUGAUCCAGAUGUUGUUGAGAUGAAAACUCUUGUUAGUAAUUAUAAUAAGAAAUUGAUGAGAAUGGGGUUACAUGACCACCAAGUCGAAUCAUUGACUGAAACCAAUAGGCUUCAUACUUUUGUCACAUUUUCCGCGAGGUUAUUCAAAGUGUUUUUGUUCCUAGGUUUAAGUAUGCCAGGCAUUUUCCUCUUUUCACCUGUAUUUAUUGUUGGUAGAAGAAUAGCUAGGAAAAAAGCAAAGGAAGCAUUAGCUGGUUCAGUGGUUAAAAUUAAAGCCAAUGACGUAUUAGGGACGUGGAAAAUCUUAGUUGCGCUAGUUUUAGCACCUUCAUUAUACAUUUUUUACUCAAUUAUUGGAACAUUUUUGAUUAUCAAGCUGAACAUCACCAAGGACAAAAUUCCAACGGUCAUAAUCUUUCUAGUAUGCUACGGAUGGUCUGUUUUAACGACGUAUGCAUCGUUGAGAAUUGGGGAAAUUGGAAUAGACUAUUAUAAGUCAUUAAAGCCAUUAUUCUAUUCACUUCUCAGUCAUCAUAAAGAUAUUAUCCAAAUUGAAGAUUUGAAGCGCAACAGGACUCUUUUGGCAGAAAAAGUCACCGAGUUCUGCAAUUCAUAUGGACCUGAUAUGUUUGAAGACUUCGACAAAUUUUACCGUCAAUACAAUAACAUCGAAUCUAGCGAAUAUGUUAAUGAGUCCGAAUCAGAUAUUGAGAACGUACCUGUGAGUAACACAGUGAACCGUCCUAGUAUGUCAUUGUUGAGGUCUGCAUCAUUCAACAUUAACAAUUUGGCCGAUGUUCCAAUUUUUUCCAUUCCAGGAUUCCUGGACUUGCAGUCAGACGUUGAAGAUGACGAAUCCAAGGCUGAAGAUGAAAGCGACGAAUCAUCUUCCUCUGACACCAGCGAUAUCGAAGCCACCAACGAUGCAAGCAAUCUACAGCAGAGUAAGUUACGCUUAAGGAACGCUAUGAAAUCAAAAUUUACUGCUCAAGACAAUCCUUAA